GCUGUGUGGGACUGCGGAUCUGAGUUGCGCCCGGGCCCGUGACGUGAUGGUCACCGCGUGAGAAACAGCGCCUCCUCCUGCUUGUACACUAACAUCCGCCUACUUUUCCUUCCAAAUCGUUUGAAACGAUAACCCUUCCAUAAUGUCUGAGCCUUACGACCCGUAUCUGCCUCGCAAUGGCUCGUCUUCGAACCCAACCGGAUCAAGUCAGGGGGGCGGAAAUGCGAAGACUGCUGCUAUUCAGGCGCAAAUUGACGACACUGUUGGGAUUAUGCGGGAGAACAUCACCAAGGUAGCAGAGCGUGGAGAGCGGCUGGAUUCGUUACAGGACAAGACAGAUAAUCUUGCUGUGUCGGCUCAAGGUUUCCGCCGUGGUGCUAACCGAGUCCGAAAGAACAUGUGGUGGAAGGACAUGAAGAUGCGAAUUAUUAUUGGAGUAGCUAUUGCGGUGAUUAUUGUUAUCAUCGUGGUCUCCAUCGUCAAAGCGACACAAAAAUGAGCUCUGAAUAGUUCAUUUUCUUUCUAUACACCUCGCUUCUUGUCUGUAUCUAUGCUCCAUAGUGUUACUUUCCCUUCCUCUUUUGCCGUGUCAUUGGUGGAGUAGCUGUGAAUUUUAGGAUAUAAUUCACAUCGAGGGUAGUAGUUUGCUUUGGACUAAUUUCUCUUUGUUGUGUAUCUUCAUGUCCCUGGAUUGCAAACAACUCAUUUGCACAAUGUACAUACCUUAACUUCAGAAAAACAUAUGCAGGUUCGGCGCUGUUUUUCCUUCUCUUCCUCGCUG
Molecule: messenger RNA, 781 nt
Organism: Desarmillaria tabescens
Lineage: Eukaryota; Fungi; Basidiomycota; Agaricomycetes; Agaricales; Physalacriaceae
Product: synaptobrevin-like protein
Exons: 7
Coding region: 143-499 (118 amino acids)
Biological process (GO): vesicle-mediated transport; vesicle fusion
Cellular component (GO): SNARE complex; plasma membrane
Molecular function (GO): SNAP receptor activity; syntaxin binding
Source: RefSeq, a predicted model, not a curated record